AUGAAAAGCUAUCGAUGCAGCUACCGCAAUUGCAAGCAAACAUAUACAAAUCAAUAUAACUUAAGAAGGCAUAUAUCAAUAAAUCACCACAAAGUGCGAUUUACAUGCAAGACUUGCCAGAAAAAACUCUGUUCAGCUCAAGCAUUAAGAGAUCAUGCCCAUUGCCAUACUGGAGAGAAGCCUUAUGCCUGCAAGUUUCCUGGAUGCACUAAGAGAUACAGACAAGGAAGCCAAUUAUCUUAUCACAAGAAAAAACAUGCAAGACAGCUCAGUGAAAAAGUUGAAGUUUUUGCAGAAUUAAAAGUAACCAAUAUUUAGCUAACUUUUCUGCUCAGGCAUGAAUCAAAAGAGAUAUAUGAGGCACCCAAAGGUCCUUACUCAGUAAAUCAUGCUGUUUUACCACCACUAAGACCAAAUUCAAACUUAAAAAGCCUAAAGUUCUAA
Blepharisma stoltei is the source of this 444-nucleotide messenger RNA. The record is from the annotation of a GenBank genome assembly. NCBI's taxonomy places the organism in Eukaryota, Ciliophora, Heterotrichea, Heterotrichida, Blepharismidae.